Molecule: messenger RNA, 2507 nt
Organism: Aplysia californica (California sea hare)
Lineage: Eukaryota; Metazoa; Mollusca; Gastropoda; Aplysiida; Aplysiidae
Product: nuclear pore complex protein Nup85
Exons: 22
Coding region: 1-1971 (656 amino acids)
Biological process (GO): protein import into nucleus; mRNA export from nucleus; positive regulation of DNA-templated transcription
Cellular component (GO): nuclear pore outer ring
Molecular function (GO): structural constituent of nuclear pore
Source: RefSeq, a predicted model, not a curated record
AUGGCGACUGCCGGCGAGCGCGAAGUUGAGGAGUUUUUGCUGCCUGUUCCCCGAAGAGAACAUGUGGGUCUUCACUGUGUUUGGGGUAUGGGAAAACAGUUGCACUUGUUUGAAACACAAGUGCCUCCUGCUUGUUCAUCUGGUAAGCAAAUUCCUCAAGCUACUCAGAGGGAUCAGGCAAUAUUUGAUGUACAGUGGAAUGCAGAAAUGCAUGAUAUUGCAAGAAAACUUGUGAAUGAAACACACAAUAUUUUUGUCAUGCUCCAAGGACAAGUAAAGAGUAUGACAGAAUCAAUGCUUUUCACUCAGCUGAAAAAAGCCAGCAAACAGUAUAGAGCUGUCCUCAAAGCCUGUAGCAUGGAACUGAUGCAGAUUUCAGAUGAUUGCAGAAAUGAGAUUCACAAGCUAAAGUAUGAGGAGCACAUACAAGAGUUUGAAAUGGUUCAGCUUAUUUGGAGCUUGUGCGAGAUCAUAUUUAUAGAUGUAGCUCCUGGUGGACUGAUAUUGACCCCUCUACUAGACUGGCUUCAGUGGCAUUUUCCAGAGGGCAAGCAGUUGGCCAUGGAAGUGACCCAGGCAGAGGUCCCAUCUUCCCAUCCAAGCUACUGGGAAGCGGUGUAUCGACUGCUCUUACAAGCUAACACGGAAAGUGUACGCAAACUCCUGUCCCUCCACCCUUACAGCCAUUCUGACCCUUUUGUCAGCGUUGAUGAACUCCUGCAGAAAAUGCCACACUGGACCCACCAGCAUGCCCAGUUUGCUGCGGAGUAUGAAAUGAAGUGGCGCCACUGGAGGGAGGAAUGUGUGCGGAGGUAUGAGGCAGGUGAAUUUGCAGCAUACGAACAUCUGGAGACCAUAGUACAGAUUCUCUGUGGGGAUGAGGCUGUGUUCAGGGAGAUGAAGAACAGAUGUGAGACAUGGUACCAUAUGCUGGUCUCAAAAUUGUUGUUUCAAAACCCCACUGCAAGGCUCAAUGACCUUGGCUCUGACAUAAAGACCUGUCAGUCGAUGUUCGGUCAGCCCACAGGCCAGGUCAGGGAACUGGACAACAUCCUCCAAGCUGCCAUGGAGUUUGACAUUCACCAGGUCAUCAAGGACAGCUGCUCUUUCUUGAGCAAUCGCAGCUGGUGGUUUGUCUCACAUUUGGCUGAUGUGUUACACCACUGUGGACAGCUGGACCCACAGAAGUUACCAUUCGGCUCAAAUUUAAGAGAAUAUUUACUACUGGAGUAUGCCACUGGUUUGAUGUCUCAUGAAAGUUUGUGGCAAGUGGGUGUGGACUACUUGGACUUCUGUCCCGUGUUUGGAAGAUCUUACUUGGCGUCAUACAUUGAACACAUACCGCUGGAUACAGAGAGGAAAGCUCACAAAGUUUUACACAUGUGUCAGGAAAGAGAUAUGGGUGCCCAAGCUCAGAGUAUCUGUAAAGUGAUGGGUAUGAAGUGUUUGCAACAACAGCGACUUGGCUCUGCGCUAUCCUGGUUCCUCAAAUCAAAGGAUGCAACAGUCAUCAAACAAAUCACUGAAAAGUUUCUAAAUGAGUACUGCGAGCAGGGCAAGUUUUCCCAUUUAGAUCUGAUUGACCAUCUUGGACCUUCAAUGUUGGUGGCCAACAGCCUCACAUUUCUGGCCAAGUACAGAGAAUUCCACACAUUGUACGACAGUGGAGAUGUUCACACGGCUACCUCUCUCCUACUCUCUUUGAUUUCAUCGAGACUUGCCCCCAAAUCGUUUUGGAUGACAAUGCUUUUGGAUGCAUUACCUCUACUCAAUUUGGAAAAGGUGGCUCUUGGUGUCCAACAAACGUAUGAAAUGAUGCACUGCCUGGACGAACUCCAAAGAGAUGGAGAGUCAAAUCAAAAAAAUUUUACAGAUACUGCCCUUGACAAGCUGAAAAUGCUGAGAAUGGCCCUCACAAAAAACCUAUCAAGAGCCAUAAUUGAAGAGGGAUCCAUCAAAGUGAACUCAUGAACGUAAAUUUCUGUCCACUCAUCAUAUUCUUUUUCUUAUGUGAAACAAACUUUCCUGUUUAUUGUUUGUUCUUUUUUUUUGGUCCUGCAGUAAGACUGGCUAGUAUUCAACAAUUUUAUGAGAAUCUGAAUGUUUUGUUGCAUGUUUUGGUUGUGUGUUUUUUUGUGCUAAGCUCGGGCAGCUUAGAUGCAUUCAAAGGGAUUUUGUGGAUUUUUUUUCUUUAAAAAAGCAAAUCUUUUAAUUCCAUCCUUCUUAACUUUCAUGCAUAAUUGUCAGCGAGUUAGGGGUGGAGGAGGCACAAACAGGUUGUCUUGUUUUCUUUGUACUCACAUAGCUGGGGGAGAGGCAUAAAAGGUGCACCUUCGCUCACAUUUCACAACACUUAACUGCUGUUGCUGCUGAGGCAAGAAACCCAUGUCUACUUGCAAAAAGAAGACCCUUACUCUACAAGAACAGAUAUACACAAGUUAAUGAACUACAUUCAGCAAGAGCCAUUGCAAAACUGUUAAAAGGCAAGAAAGUGCAAAUUCAAGAAA